AUGACCACUCUCGAUCGAAUCAUAAAACAUGAGAAAGAGACUGGAAGGCAGUUGCCAAAAAAGUUUGGGAAUAUGGAGCUGCCAAAACAGGAGGCAGGGAACCAGCAACCCCGAGAGAAAAUUCUAAAGCGUUUGAAAAAGACCAACCGUUGCAUUGGUUGUGGUUCAAAAAUGCAUAAAUUUGUCGAAUGCAAAGACAAAGGAUACAUGCAGUGUGGGAAAGAAACAUCGCACUUCGACAUACCGGAAAAAGAGGUGAAACCAAAGCCAGCACAAGUUCGGCAAAAUUUUGCGCUUUGUGAAGAAAGUGACACACAUGUUGAAAACCACCAAACUUCUGACCUCAUAGUUAUUAGGAUUGAAACACAUCAAGAAAAGGAAAUCAUAGCGACUAUUUCUUCACCUGGAACUCUACGCACCUUACAUCCAAGGACGCAAAAACUCGGUACACUUCAGGUUCUGCUGUAUAAGGGUGCGAAUCGUAGUUUUAUUGAUGCCAAGAUAGCCGACGAGCUCCUAUUGGCAAAUCAUUACGUAGUCACCAUGAAACGCAGGACUUUCGGUGCAGAAACCGCAAAGGAGAUUCAGUGCAUCGAUACGUGCUUAAAGAUAUGGAAUUCUGAGGGAGAACAGCAUAAACUGUGGCUCUCUGCGUAUAAUAACCUAACAAGAAACUUUACUAAAGGGAAACUUCGAAAAAAAGAUCUGUUCUUCAUACAGAAGAAGCAUAUGAAGUUGAGAUUCCAGAUAAUGGAGUUUUCUAUCCCCCCAGAUCCUGAUUGGAUAUGA
Messenger RNA from Haemonchus placei, 789 nucleotides. NCBI's taxonomy places the organism in Eukaryota, Metazoa, Nematoda, Chromadorea, Rhabditida, Trichostrongylidae. The record is from the annotation of a GenBank genome assembly.